GUUACUCGUGCAAUCACUACACACAGUUAUUUUGUCAACUUUUGUGCUUAUAUUUGUUUACUUCUCGAAACUGUUUAAAAAAGAAAGCUGACAAUAUGAAAAUGAAGUUAAUUGAUCCCGUUGUAAAAAGUUUUAAAGUGGCAAAAGUUUUUCGUGAGAAUACCGAUAAAAUAAAUGCAAUAGAUUUUUCUCCAAAUGGUGAACAUUUAAUUUCAUGCAGUGAGGAUGAUCAAAUUGUCAUUUACGAUUGUGAAAAAGGAACACAGUCCCGAACAGUUAAUUCCAAAAAAUAUGGCGUGGAUCUGAUUCGCUUCACACAUGCUAACAAUACUGCCAUACAUAGCUCAACAAAAGUGGAUGAUAAUAUACGUUACCUGAGUCUGCAUGAUAAUAAAUAUCUGCGUUACUUUCCUGGUCAUACUAAAAAAGUAAUUUCGUUAUGUAUUUCACCAGUAGAGGACACUUUUCUAUCAGGCUCAUUGGAUAAGACACUACGCUUAUGGGAUUUGCGUUCACCUAAUUGCCAAGGGCUAAUGAAUUUACCAGGUCGCCCUGUCGCAGCAUACGAUCCCGAAGGCCUAAUAUUUGCUGCCGGUGUCAAUUCAGAAAGUAUCAAAUUAUAUGAUUUACGUUCUUUCGAUAAAGGACCGUUCGUAACAUUUAAAUUAUAUCAAGAGAAAGAAUGCGACUGGACUGGAUUGAAGUUUUCAAGAGAUGGAAAAAUUAUACUGAUUAGCACAAACGGUUCCAUAAUACGAUUAGUCGACGCUUUUCAUGGCACACCAUUACAAACAUUCACUGGUUACCCUAACAACAAAGGUAUUCCAAUAGAGGCAAGUUUCAGUCCAGAUUCCCAAUAUAUUUUCUCUGGAAGUACCGAUGGCCGUGUGCACAUAUGGAAUGCAGAUACAGGUUGUAAAGUGUGCGUUUUAAAUGGAGAUCAUCCCGGACCUGUACAGUGUGUUCAAUUCAACCCCAAGUACAUGAUGCUUGCUUCAGCUUGUACAAAUAUGUCUUUUUGGUUGCCUACUGCUGAUGACGACAUGUAAAAUAAACCAUUUUCGUACACAAUUUUCAAACAAUUAUAUUUUUAAUCUGCAUAUGUAUAUGACUAAGCUCUUAAUUCUUUUAAAUAAAAAGGAC
This is a messenger RNA of Ceratitis capitata (Mediterranean fruit fly), 1143 nucleotides long. It is a transcript of the gene Wdr82, whose product is annotated as WD repeat-containing protein 82. Lineage: Eukaryota; Metazoa; Arthropoda; Insecta; Diptera; Tephritidae. Gene Ontology annotation, cellular component: Set1C/COMPASS complex. The record is from RefSeq and is a predicted model, not a curated record. The coding region runs from base 96 to 1049 and encodes 317 amino acids. The transcript has a single exon. Gene Ontology annotation, molecular function: chromatin binding; protein binding.